Messenger RNA from Panthera uncia (snow leopard), 1651 nucleotides. It is a transcript of the gene WDR45, whose product is annotated as WD repeat domain 45. Bases 264 to 1346 code for a protein of 360 amino acids. Gene Ontology annotation, cellular component: cytosol; extrinsic component of membrane; phagophore assembly site membrane. NCBI's taxonomy places the organism in Eukaryota, Metazoa, Chordata, Mammalia, Carnivora, Felidae. The record is from RefSeq and is a predicted model, not a curated record. Gene Ontology annotation, biological process: nucleophagy; protein localization to phagophore assembly site; autophagy of mitochondrion. Gene Ontology annotation, molecular function: phosphatidylinositol-3-phosphate binding; protein binding; phosphatidylinositol-3,5-bisphosphate binding. The transcript is spliced from 11 exons.
CCCGGAAGUGAGACCUGAUGUAAACACCAGAGCCGGGCGUCAGGGCCCGGGAGGUCAGAAAACCGGGCCGCGGGCGGCACCGACGGCUGGGGUUGGAAUCGGGAACGUGCGGAGAUCAGUCCUGCUGGCUGCAGAAAGUGGCAGAGGAGGAGGAGGAGGAAGAAGAAAUCCACUGGGAACAGGAGUUCUAGGACUUGAAGGGCAAACCCCAGGACUCUUCCCAACCCUACCCCCAUCUGUGUCCAGGGAAGCAGUCCUGGACCAUGACUCAGCAGCCACUUCGAGGAGUGACCAGUCUGCGUUUCAACCAAGACCAAAGCUGCUUUUGCUGCGCCAUGGAGACAGGUGUGCGCAUCUACAAUGUGGAGCCAUUGAUGGAGAAGGGGCAUCUGGACCAUGAGCAGGUGGGCAGCAUGGGCCUGGUGGAAAUGCUGCACCGCUCCAACCUGCUGGCCCUGGUGGGUGGUGGUAGCAGCCCCAAGUUCUCAGAGAUCUCAGUGCUGAUCUGGGACGAUGCCCGGGAGGGCAAGGACUCCAAGGACAAGCUGGUGCUGGAGUUCACCUUCACCAAGCCAGUGCUGGCUGUGCGCAUGCGCCAUGACAAAAUUGUGAUCGUGCUGAGGAACCGCAUCUACGUGUAUUCCUUUCCCGACAACCCCCGAAAGCUGUUCGAGUUUGAUACCCGGGACAACCCCAAGGGGCUCUGUGACCUCUGCCCCAGCCUGGAGAAGCAACUGCUGGUGUUCCCAGGACACAAGUGUGGGAGUCUGCAACUUGUGGACCUGGCGAGCACAAAGCCUGGCACUUCAUCUGCUCCAUUUACGAUCAAUGCACAUCAGAGUGAAGUGGCCUGUGUGUCUCUGAACCAGCCAGGCACUGUAGUGGCCUCGGCCUCUCAGAAAGGCACCCUUAUUCGCCUCUUUGACACGCAAUCCAAGGAGAAACUGGUGGAAUUGCGCCGAGGCACUGACCCUGCCACUCUCUACUGCAUCAACUUCAGCCAUGACUCCUCCUUCCUCUGCGCUUCCAGUGAUAAGGGCACGGUCCAUAUCUUUGCUCUCAAAGAUACCCGCCUCAACCGUCGCUCCGCGCUGGCUCGUGUGGGCAAGGUGGGGCCUAUGAUUGGGCAGUACGUGGACUCUCAGUGGAGCCUGGCGAGCUUCACCGUGCCUGCCGAGUCAGCCUGCAUCUGCGCCUUCGGUCGCAAUACUUCCAAGAACGUCAACUCUGUCAUUGCUAUCUGCGUAGAUGGGACCUUCCACAAAUAUGUCUUCACUCCUGAUGGAAACUGCAACAGAGAGGCUUUCGAUGUGUACCUCGACAUCUGUGACGACGAUGACUUUUAAGGACCCUGUGGGUUGUGCGAGGGACCUGCAGUGGCAGAUUGCAAAGCCCUCAGGGGGUCAGGAGUACUGUGAAAGCUACCAGCCAGCGAGCAUUAGUGGGGCAGGUGCCCACCUUCCACUCGGCAGUGCAAGACAGCUCACUUCACCCAAGCACUUCUUGGUGACUGUGUGCCGGCAGGGCCAGACUAGGGAAGCAGGGAGGGAGCAGACCCCCUGGGGCUCCCAGCCUGGAGACGACUGCUAGGGACCCAGAGGGAGUGCCCUAAUUCAACCUGUGGGGAUUAAAAAACCUUCCCAGAAAGAGA